Molecule: messenger RNA, 1431 nt
Organism: Seminavis robusta
Lineage: Eukaryota; Bacillariophyta; Bacillariophyceae; Naviculales; Naviculaceae
Source: the annotation of a GenBank genome assembly
CGCAGACAAACUGACGACUGAAAUCCACGUCUCUUUCAAAGAUCCUUCGCACAAAGGCUCAUUCCUCUUUUCACAGAACACUUAAAACCAGAUCGCCACCAUGAAGAUCUUUCUCUCCUUGCUUUCCUUCCUUGCCUUGUUCGCUCUUGUUGAUGCGGAGCAGACCCUCUUUGCCCAGGACUUCAAGUCCAAUUUGGAUGUGGCAAGAGACAGCACGAAACUGGGCAAUCCCGCCCAAAAGCGCGCACGAAAGUCGGGCUACACCUACGUCGACAAGUUCCGCACCGAAGCCACCAGCACCGUGACCUCCAUGGGAACAAAGGUUGACACCAAUAUUGUCAUGCAGAUUGAAAACGAGAUGGCGGUGAAGGACGUCGACGGCGGCGGACAGCAACUCGCUGUCAAUACCACUCGCAUGAUGACUCAUAUGACCACGUUUGGUUUGAAUCUAUCCUGCGACUCUGACAAAUCCACAAACGCUGCAACUUGCAAGGAUGUUUUGGACAUGGUCGGAACAACGUUGACUUUGAUCACUGACGAUGACGGCAACAUUGUGGAGGCCAGCGGCCCCGGCGCCCAGACAGCUGAGCAGGUAGGCUCGUUGUUGCAUGGAAGCUCCGGCGAAGACAAGGACUCCACGCAUCUCAAGGACCAAAUGCUCGCAAUCUCCCGUGUGUUGAAGUUUGUUCCUGGAAAGGCAGUCAAGCCCGGCGACACCUGGAUGACGAACGUUGAUAUGGGCGAAUUGGGUUCGUUGCACGGGGUCAGCAAGUUGACGGGUUACAGGGACUUCAACGGCAUUGACUGCGCUGUUGUUUUGAUGGAUGGAAAGCUACACAUGGAUGUCGGGAAGCUCAGCAAGACGAUGGGACUUCCCUCAGAUAGCUUCGCAGACGACUUCGUCGAUGCUGACAUGACGCAGGCACUGUUCUGGGACUACGACGAGGACUUGGCACUCUGGUCGGAAGCCAACAGCUCGUAUGUGCUUCGGAUGAAGGAACCUUUGAGCGGGUCCUUGUUGGACAUUCCUGCCAGGUCUACCGAGUAUAUCAUGACGAGCAUCAAGGAAAAGGGGGGCACUACACCUGAAGAGGAGUCUUCCAAACCUGAGGAUGCUCCCGACCAGGCGCAAGCCACGGAAAGAUCCGGACAAAGCAGCGACGCAACAAAGACGAGGACAAGCAAGGGCGCCACGGCAUUCGGUAUUGCAUUGGUUAUCGUUGUGGCUUCUGUAGCCGUAGUCGUCGCGACGAUUACUGUUGGCCGGCGCCGUGCUCAGAAGAGCAACCGCCCGACUGAGGGCGAAGGUUUGGUGGUGGGUCCGGGUGUGUUGGCCUGAUCUUGUGUUUGUUGGAGCAGAAUCUCCCAUAACUUUAUAAGGAAACUUCAUUCUACGGCGAUCAAGGCUACCGUACUGUAGAUGCAAUCAUC